Messenger RNA from Drepanopeziza brunnea f. sp. 'multigermtubi' MB_m1, 465 nucleotides. The record is from RefSeq and is a predicted model, not a curated record. NCBI's taxonomy places the organism in Eukaryota, Fungi, Ascomycota, Leotiomycetes, Helotiales, Drepanopezizaceae.
AUGCACGCCUCGUUCCUUCUCUCAGCGCUCGUCGCGCCACUUGCUGUUCUGGCGGCCCCGGCCGAGAACGCUGCUGCUGUCCACGCACGACAAGAAGAGCUCGUGAAGCCACCACCGUGCACAUCCAUCCCCGGUAUCACACCGGAAGAGACUGAGCUUCGCCAUAACGACUUCGCUCAGGCAUUCAUUUUCGACUUGGACAUUGUCAAAGCUUUCACUUUCAUCAGGGAAGACUACAUCAACCACAACCCGAUGGCCCAGAACGGGUCGGACUCGGCGUGGUCGAUCCUGUCUCCCGGCUGGGCAAACCAGACUCAACCUACGGUCCUCGGUACACUAUGGCGCAGCCCUCAGGGAUGGCUGAACUACAUCGGCGACUUCGGAACGAUCGUCGACCGCUUCAGAUGGCAGGAGGGUUGCAUCGCGGAGCACUGGGACGCCGGAGAGCAAAUGCCACCACAGUAA